Messenger RNA from Brettanomyces nanus, 669 nucleotides. RefSeq lists its product as uncharacterized. The transcript has a single exon. Gene Ontology annotation, cellular component: mitochondrial inner membrane. Gene Ontology annotation, biological process: ubiquinone biosynthetic process. Lineage: Eukaryota; Fungi; Ascomycota; Pichiomycetes; Pichiales; Pichiaceae. Gene Ontology annotation, molecular function: 3-demethoxyubiquinol 3-hydroxylase activity. The record is from RefSeq and is a predicted model, not a curated record. The coding region runs from base 1 to 669 and encodes 222 amino acids.
AUGUCACUCAUCCUUAGACGAUUUGCCUCCAGAGCAGCUAGUGGUGCCAAAUAUAUGGCUGCAAAGCCGGUCAAUGGCCCUACUCAUGAUGCUUUGAGCAAAGCACAGAAAGCAUAUCUAGAUCGAGUGAUUAGGGUCGAUCAGGCAGGUGAAUUGGGUGCGGAUUUAAUAUAUGCUGGCCAGUACGUUAUAUUUGGCCAUAGUAAAGAACUAAGGCCAGUCAUAAGACAUAUGUGGGACCAGGAAAUCCACCAUCACGCCACUUUUGAUGCUCUACAAAAGGGACUUAGAGUACGUCCAUCUUUGUUAACGCCUGCCUGGAAAGUUGGUGCCUUUGGCUUGGGUCUUGUUGGCGGAAUUUUAGGUAAAGAAAUUGCCAUGGCAAGCACAGAAGCUAUCGAGACUGUCAUUGGAGGUCACUAUAACACGCAAUUGAGGGUUCUUGCAAAUAACUUUAACGAUAGAAAGGACUUAAAGACUGGUGAGAAUACCGAUUCUGCGGAAAUCGCAAACAUCAAGAAGAAAAUCGCCACUUUUAGAGACCAGGAAUCGGAACAUUUAAGUACUGCCAUCAAAUAUGAUGCUCAGAAAGCCAGACCUCAUUGGCUAAUCUAUGAAACUGUCAAAUUGCUUACCAAAACAGCUGUGUGGACUGCGGAAAGAGUUUAA